Setaria italica (foxtail millet) is the source of this 579-nucleotide messenger RNA. RefSeq lists its product as uncharacterized. The transcript has a single exon. Bases 1 to 579 code for a protein of 192 amino acids. The record is from RefSeq and is a predicted model, not a curated record. Gene Ontology annotation, molecular function: nucleic acid binding. Lineage: Eukaryota; Viridiplantae; Streptophyta; Magnoliopsida; Poales; Poaceae.
AUGGUGGCAUACUGCAAUGAAUUCCGCAAACUCGAAGACAAGUUCGACAGACUAGAACUCAACCAUGUUGCAAGGCAAUUUAACGAGGCAGCUGAUGAACUAGCAAAGGUGGCAUCCGGCCGAAAGCCCGUCCCCAACAGCGUCUUCGUCAGUGACCAAUACAAGACCUCGAUCCGUUACAACGAGCCGGGAAGGGUCGGUGAUGCGCCACCUGUCCCGGACUCGGGAGCCGACCCGGGAGAGGUUGGCAGCACGCCACCUAUCGCGGACUCGGGCGCCGACCCUGGAAAGGUCGGCAACUCGCCACCUGUCCUGGACCCAGAGGCCGAUCCCUCUGACCCCGAGGUCAUGGAGAUCGACACGAACCCAGCAGAGGGGCUCGACCCGCCGUCUGACUGGAGAGCCCCAUACCUCGACUACCUCGUUCGCGAGUUGCUCCCAACUGACAAGAUGGAGGCACGAAGAAUUGCACGCCGUGCCAAAUCCUUUGUCAUCAUCGACCAGGAGCUAUACAAGCGGAGUCACACCGGCAUCCUCCAGCACUGCAUCCCGAUCGAGCAGGGAAAUACGUUGAUAUAG